Messenger RNA from Micropterus dolomieu (smallmouth bass), 2508 nucleotides. RefSeq names its product X-prolyl aminopeptidase 3, mitochondrial (gene xpnpep3). The coding region runs from base 181 to 1701 and encodes 506 amino acids. Gene Ontology annotation, cellular component: mitochondrion. Gene Ontology annotation, molecular function: manganese ion binding; metalloaminopeptidase activity. The record is from RefSeq and is a predicted model, not a curated record. The transcript has 12 exons. NCBI's taxonomy places the organism in Eukaryota, Metazoa, Chordata, Actinopteri, Centrarchiformes, Centrarchidae.
UGCAAACCGCCGAAGAAGAAGAAGAAGAAGAAGAAGAAGUAGUAGUAGUGAGUGAGUGAGUGAGCAGCAAGCUAGUUAGGGUAACUGUCAACCAAAGAUAAAUAUUGCAGCAGCAUGAGAAGAUUUUAACGUUGCCGGGCGACAUGCUGUAGCUGGUCGGGUCCUCCAGUUGCAGCAACAAUGUUGCCCUCAACCGGCACCAUGAUCCGGUCUGCUGUCAAGCUGCUGCCACGGUCUAACUGGAGUCGAGCAUGUGCCGGGUGCCCAUGUAGACACAUUUCUGUGAAACCAGGAGGUGUGAAACCUAAGACAGUUCCUCCUCGGUACCUGGGCCAGCCUAGCCCCUUCACUCAUCCACACCUCAUCAAACAUGGUGAGGUGACCCCAGGCUUAAGCCAGACAGAAUAUGAGCUCCGCAGGCAAAGACUAGCCUCACUCAUCGAGGCCCAGGCAGACAGGCUGGGGCCCUCUGCCUCCUCUAGCACCCAUGUGGUCAUUGUUUUGUCCCAUCCGACCCGUUACAUGACCAAUGACAUCCCUUAUCCCUUCCACCAGAACCAGGAUUUCCUCUACCUCAGUGGCAUCCUUGAGCCUGACAGUGCUUUGGUCCUUUAUGGCAAAGGGCGACCAGACCAGGCCAUCUUGUUCGUCCCCUGCAGAGACCCGGGGAGAGAGCUGUGGGACGGGCCCCGGUCGGGGAAGGAUGGGGCGGCUGCUUUGACCGGCAUUGAGAGAGUUCAUAGCACAGAAGAACUGGGUGUUGUGCUCAAGAGCCUCAGAGGCACUCAGCUGUGGUACGAUAGCUCUCAACCUGCCCACCCUCGGCUCCACCAGGCUCAUGUGUGUCCCGUGCUGGAGGCGGCGCCGAUGCCAUGGUCUCUUAGGCCCCUCAUACACUCUCUUAGGGCCCUUAAGAGCCCAGCAGAGGUGGCGCUCAUGCAAGAAGCAGGUCACAUCACAGCACAGGCUUUUAGGAGGACGAUGGCUUUGUCUCAAGGAGACGUGGACGAAGCUGUUCUCUAUGCUAAGUUUGAUUUUGAGAACCGGAUCCAUGGCGCCAACUUCCUGGCCUAUCCCCCUGUUGUUGCUGGAGGAAAUCGAGCCAAUACUCUACACUACAUAAACAACAACCAAAUUAUCAAGGAUGGUGAAAUGGUGCUGCUUGAUGGAGGUUGUGAAUACUUUGGUUAUGUCAGUGAUAUCACUCGAACGUGGCCAGUGAAUGGAAAAUUCAGCCCUGCGCAGGCUGAGCUGUACGAGGCCGUCCUGGAAGUCCAGCAUUCCUGUUUGUCUCUGUGUUCCCCGGGCGUCAGCCUGGAUCAUAUCUACAGUACCAUGCUGGCUCUGUUGGGACGACAGCUCAGGCAGCUAGGCAUCGUGAAGGCCAGUACCAGUGAUGCGGAUGUACUAAAGGCUGCACGGCAGUACUGUCCCCACCAUGUUGGCCAUUACCUGGGCAUGGACGUCCACGACACUCCUGAGCUGUCCCGCUCACAACAUCUACAGCCAGGAAUGGCCAUCACUAUAGAACCAGGGUUGUAUAUCUGUGAGGACAAUGACCAAGUGCCGGAGCGUUUCCGCGGCCUGGGCAUCAGGAUUGAGGAUGAUGUGGUGAUCCGAGACAAGGGAGGCCCUCUGAUUCUGUCCUCUGACGUACCAAAGACCAUCGCAGAUGUGGAGCAGGCCUGUUCCCAGACAUAGGGUGCAGACAAGUGACCAGCCACCUGAGCCUCGGCAUCGAUGACAGGCAGCCUUAUUAUAAGGCCAACCCUUAUUAUUAUGAAGAGCUCAGUUACAGUAAAGGAGGAUUUAGUUGUGUGGCUACACCAAUACCACAUGGAGACCAGUCCUGAUCAUGUACAAUACAUCCAUCUAGUGAUGUGAUGGUGCUGUCAGUGGGUGAAAUCCAAUGCUGAGCUAUAAAUAAAAAUCUAGGAACAGCAGUUUACUCUUGCAUCAAGAAUAUAUUCAGCUGAAGACCCAGAGGUUAGAUCCAACAACCAUAUAAGCAUUUUCGUACUUAAAACCUAUUUACUCCAUACCAUGUUUCUCAGAAUUGCCACCAUCGUGGCACUUUGAUACAAUUGUUUGUUUGUGGUCUCACUCCAAAAAAAAUGUUUUAAAGCCUGCAUACACCCACUGUAUUUGUCUCAUACAUGCAAAAAUGCAUUAUUCAUUCCCAGCUCAUGCUAUAGUACAAAAUAUCAAAAUACCAAAUGUUGGUCACUGUGCUGUAGGAUGCUCAGGAAGGACUCUGUCAAAUCAACAGACCACCACGGUGAUGAAUAAAGAGGAACUGGUCUUAAACAACUACUGUUCAAGACAGAUGGUAAUAGUUACACCAGUGCACUAAAAUGGCUUAAAAAGACAAGAGUUUGUAUGUGUUUUGGGUGUUUUGUCUUUUCAGCAGAGAGAAAACUGUCAUCUCUCUCUGAAAAUGGUGUUGUAUAUGUAUUUAAAAAGAUCUCAUUAUUCCUUCUUUCAUAACUAAUAAAUUCUAGUGGUUUG